AACUCUAAAUUAGGGUCUCUGCAAAACUGUUCAUGGAAGCACUUCAGCACAGAAACCAGGAACCGAAACAAACUACAGCUGGUCAUCACUGCUCCUCACAACCGAUUCAGACGGAGAAAAGCUGCAUGUUUCCGGUCUGAAGAAUCAGACAACUCCCCUUCAUGUGUGUGUUGCAGCGGUUAUGAUGGCGGGCAGGGGCAGGCUGGUGCCCUGUGCGUGUCUGGGGCUGUUCGGUGUCCUGUGCUGGGUCUGGGUCUCCUUUGCCUCCUUUCCAGAUGACCAACUUUCCCUGGAGGCCUUGGAUGCACUAGACCGAGGAGCCUUUCAGCCCCAGAGUGCUCUGUCAGAGAUGGAGUUUGCCUCCAUCGGUCCAUACAGAGGACCAGGCAACAGUGACCGCCGCCACAACAAGGAGCUGCCCAUCCUCCUUUGGUGGAGUGGAGGUCUGUUCCCACAUUUCCCUGGUGACUCUGAACGCAUUGACUGUGCCACAUCCUCCUGCCUGGUCACAAGCAACCGCAAGGUCCAGCUGUACAAACGGACCGCAUCCAUCAUCUUUUAUGGAACAGACUUUCGGGCAUAUGAGGCGCCACUCCCUCGUCUCCGCCACCAGACCUGGGCACUGUUCCAUGAAGAGUCACCCAUGAAUAACUACAUCCUCUCCCAUGGACCGGGGAUCAGGCUGUUCAACUACACUGCCACGUUUCGCAGGGAGUCAGACUAUCCUCUGGCCCUGCAGUGGCUGCCUUCCCUGGAUUACUUGCUGGAGCCUGUGGUCGUGUCCCUGGAGGAGAAGAACCGUCUGAGAAGGGAGGGCCUGGGUCCUGUGCUCUACAUGCAGUCUCACUGCGAUGUACCAUCAGACAGAAACAGAUAUGUCCAGGAGCUAAUGAAGUAUAUUCAGGUGGACUCUUAUGGGAAAUGCUUGAACAACAAACCCUUGCCAGCACAUCUGGAGGACACGGCCACAGCUACCGGCGAAGAGUCCACCUUUAUGAAUUUUGUUGCACGCUACAAGUUUCACCUCGCGCUGGAGAACGGCCUGUGUCCGGAUUACAUGACAGAGAAGCUGUGGCGGCCUCUCCAUCAGGGCUGUGUGCCCGUCUAUCGAGGCUCCCCUGUGGUGGCAGACUGGAUGCCCAACGACCACUCUGCAAUCAUCAUAGAUAACUUCCCCUCACCAAAAGCUCUCGCUGAAUUCCUCAAACAUCUUGAUGAGAAUGAUGAUAAAUAUGCUAAAUAUUUAGAGUUCAAGAACCCCAGCCGCAUUACUAACCCCCGUUUGUUGGAGGCUCUGGGGACCCGUGAGUGGGGGGUUAAUGACAUGAGUAAACCCAACUACCUGAAUGGAUUUGAAUGUUACGUGUGUGACCAGGAAAAUGCACGACUGGCAGCACAACGAGCAUUUAGGAAAGCCCCUAAGAACAACCAACCGCCUCAGCCUAAAAUGGCCAACAACUCUCACAUGGGGUGCCCCCUGCCCAGCCCGGGGUACGGAAAUGUCAAAGACUUACCUGCAGAUGACGGAUGGUUGCAAAUAUGGCCUCAGGAUUACUGGCAGAGUCUGGACCAAGCAGAGGGGCUGGAGUCUCUGAUAAGAAAUAACGAGUCAGACCCUUCGCUGCUGUGGAAGCACAUCCAAAACAUUGCUGUGAGCAGAGCCAGAGGAAAACACUGACACAGGCCUUGAAACAAACAGGAGGCUGGAGCACAUCCAGGAUUACAGAGGUGUCCCAUAUUAUGCAUCGUCUCCGUUUAAGUGAGGGAAUGAAGUAGAUAUUACUAAUACUUUUGCACCUGAGCCAAGACUUCUUUACCCUUAUGAGCAAUUUAGUUAUACUAUAAUAGAUUUUGAUAUUUUCUUUAGCGGACAUGACACGUUUGUCCUUUAUCCCAAGUUCAGUAAUGGGAAAAUAAUGCUCUAUAUGCUUAUGUAUUCAAGUCGUCUUUUUACUAUAACUGAGGUGCCAUCAUUGCCCUUACACCGCCAUGCAUUGUUAACAUUAACUGCAUGCAGUGCAGUUGUUCCACAGAGGCACAUUCUCAUGGGAGGCAGAUUUUCAUUGGACUGGGGCAGAGCCAAAGGAGUUCUGCCUAACUGUGUGUGAAGACCAUCAAGACAGUCGCCAAUGAAGUGCAUUAGCUUCUUUACAGUUACUCAGCAUGUAGCUGAUGGUUAUUGGCUAAGUCACAUUUAUGUACACAGCUUUUUUAAGUGACUAUGCAAGGAAAAUAUUAUUUCACCAAGGAGUGGAAAAAGGCAAAUGUAAAGUUAAGCACAACUCCCCUAUUGGAAUUCACCAGUGCUUUUGCAAAGUAGCCCUCAGGAACAGCUCAUCUAAUGAAUUUCUUUGGCAGAUGCUUUAUAUUAUUGCCCAAACUUCU
Molecule: messenger RNA, 2385 nt
Organism: Anoplopoma fimbria (sablefish)
Lineage: Eukaryota; Metazoa; Chordata; Actinopteri; Perciformes; Anoplopomatidae
Gene: pofut4
Product: fucosyltransferase 11 (alpha (1,3) fucosyltransferase)
Exons: 6
Coding region: 182-1678 (498 amino acids)
Cellular component (GO): Golgi membrane
Molecular function (GO): alpha-(1->3)-fucosyltransferase activity
Source: RefSeq, a predicted model, not a curated record